GGAAAAGGAGGAGAUUUUACGUUUUGUUAAUUUAAUAGAGAAUUCGGGCAUUGAAUGUUCUAUUUUCUAUUUGCUUGCUGUAUUUAAUAAUUUAGUUUCCAAUAUGGAUAAUUACACCCAGAUAAAGGACAUGCGUCCAGGUUUGAAAAAUGUAAAUGUAGUGUUUAUCGUUUUAGAAGUCGGCCACCCCACUGUAACCAAAGAAAACCGCGAAGUUCGAACUUUCAAAGUGGCGGAUCAAAGUGCUUGCAUAAAUGCUAGUAUUUGGGAUGAAGCUGGUCACUUACUUGUUCCAGGUGAUAUAGUCAGAUUAACUAAGGGAUAUGUAUCUGUAUGGAGAAACUGUCUAACCCUGUAUACUUCGAAGGGGGGAGACUUGCAAAAAAUUGGUGAAUUCUGCAUGGUAUUCAAUGAGCAACAUAACAUGAGCGAACCAAAUCAAAUUCAACCUCAAUUGCCACCAGUUCCUACAAACAGUAUGCCUAUGAAUAAUGGAACAAACAAUGCUACAGGAAGAGUAAAUGUGGGACCACCUCAACCACCUCCAGUCACUACAACUGGUCCUCCUAUAGUACCUCCCAUGCAGCACAACAAUGUUGCUGGUCCAGCGAAACCAACAGUUAACAGUACAUCUACAUCAAGGUCCAGCGGGAAUGGCCCUCCUCCUGCUGAUAAUCAGAAAAGGCAAAGGGGGCAGAGGACAACACAGCACAGAACCAGGACAAAUAGAUCUUAGUCUUUUUUUAUUGGUCUUUGUGAUAAUAUUUAAGUCAAACUGUAUUUUGUAAAUAGUGUAAUAUAAGGUUUUAUAUGAUUUAAAGUUAUCUCCCAA
Molecule: messenger RNA, 832 nt
Organism: Diabrotica balteata
Lineage: Eukaryota; Metazoa; Arthropoda; Insecta; Coleoptera; Chrysomelidae
Source: the annotation of a GenBank genome assembly